Schistocerca piceifrons (Central American locust) is the source of this 1674-nucleotide messenger RNA. RefSeq names its product piggyBac transposable element-derived protein 4-like. The record is from RefSeq and is a predicted model, not a curated record. Lineage: Eukaryota; Metazoa; Arthropoda; Insecta; Orthoptera; Acrididae. The transcript has a single exon. Bases 1 to 1674 code for a protein of 557 amino acids.
AUGAGGAGUCAGAGACAGCUGACUGAGUCUGAAAUUUUGAAAUCCCUUGAAGAGGAUAUUCCAUCUGACAUAUCAUUUGAUAGUGCGGACAGUGAUGACACCAAUGACAAUUCUUAUAGUCUGGAACCAACUACAUCCAAAACUAUUCUGUCUGAUUCUGAUACGUCAAGUGAUUCUGAGGAUGAGUGCCCAGCUACCAUUUCAGUGAUUAGGUCACCAGAGACUGAGCUAAGUCAAACUGUCACAGUGCAUCAGACUCCAUCUGAGAUUGCUGAUCAUCAGUCGAAGACUGAUCAUAAGUGGAGCAAAACUGAACGCCCUGAUGAUGCCCCUACAUUUUUUUCCCAGUGUGGUCCCAGCGUUUUUAUUGUGGAGUUAGGCACACCAUCACCAUAUCAGUUAUUUGGAGUUCUGCUUUCAGAUGAUAUUAUGGAUUUAUUUUUGUUUCAGGUGAAUUUAUAUGCGCAACAGUCGUCUCUGACUACUGGUAAACCUUAUGUGCCAGCAUCCAUGGAAGAAUUAAAAACUUUCUUAGGGAUAAAUAUCUUGAUGGGCAUAAAACCACUUCCUAGUUACAGAGACUACUGGAGUUCAGGUGCUGAUCUACAUGAUAGUUAUGUGAGUCAGCUGAUGUCAAGGAGGCGUUUCAGAUGGUUUCUCACCAACUUACAUUUGAAUGACAAUAGUAAAAUGGCACAAUGUGGGGAUACCAACUAUGAUAAACUUUAUAAGUUGCGUCCUUUCCUAGAAAGAAUUUCACAUAACUUUCAGAAAGCACUUAAUCCAAAUGAAUGUAUGGCAGUGGACGAAUCUAUGAUUAAAUUUAAAGGAAGAUCUACUAUAAAACAGUACUUGCCAAAGAAGCCUAUCAAGAGAGGCUACAAGGUGUGGGUACUAGCAGACAAAUCUGGCUAUGCAUGGAAAGUGGAUAUUUACACAGGAAAGAAAGAUAAUGCUGUGGAAAAGAAAUUUGGAGAAAGAGUUGUGAAAGACCUCACUGAAAAUAUUAAAGGUAAGGAUCACAGAGUUUAUUUUGAUAAUUAUUUCAGUAGCCCAGAUCUCCGAGAUUUGAAAGAAAACAAAAUAAAUGCUUGUGGUACAGUGAAUCCAAAUAGAAAAUCUUUACCUAUGCUGAAAAGUGAAAAGGAAAUGAAAAGGGGUGACUAUGAUUGGGCUACUAGCAAUACAGGCCUUAGUGUGAUGAAGUGGAAAGAUAAGAGAUCCGUCCAUCUGCUUUCAAAUUUCCAUGAUCCAACCCAAAAAACAGAGGUUACACGAAAGGAAAAAGAUGGAAAUGAAAUAAAAGUUUCUUGCCCCAUUGCUCUCUCCGUUUACAAUGCCAACAUGAAUUGUGUAGAUAAAUUUGACCAGCUGAAGGGCGUAUAUGAAACUGACAGAAAGAGCAGAAUAUUUUGGUACUUUAUUGAUGCCACAGUGGUGAAUGCUUUCAUCACCCAUAAAGAAAUGAAGUUGCCUAAGAUGACUCUGAAGGACUUCAGAAGAGAAAUCGCAAGGGAUUUACUGGCACCUGUCUUAGUAGCUUCAAGAGGUAAAAAGCGAAGUCUGAGCAGCCAUCUCCAGUUCAACAAGAAGAAACCCAAUGUUCCAAAAUCAGUGCGUCUUGAAAGUUCAUCAGCCAGAAAGAUCUACAAGGAGGAGAUGUGCAGCAUGUAG